Molecule: messenger RNA, 1951 nt
Organism: Owenia fusiformis
Lineage: Eukaryota; Metazoa; Annelida; Polychaeta; Sabellida; Oweniidae
Source: the annotation of a GenBank genome assembly
GGUAAAAAGAGAUCAUUCCGUUGUGAUAAACUUACUAACUGUAAUGAUGCAUGUACUGCUGGAUAUGAAUUACAAAAUGAUAAAUGUGUUUUCAUGUACAACAUGGAACCUCUUACAGCAUCAUUCGAAUACACUGUUCUUGGAGAAGUGCAGUCAAUUAUAGACACCAGUAGUGAGUUCAUCUCUGAUUUGUCAUUUGCAUUAGAUGCUUCAGAAACACUCACCAGAAGACUUGUAGGGAACAUAUCAUAUAGCUUCUCAAAAGACUAUGACACAGAUGAUAAGAGACUAAAUGGAGUGUUUGUUGCUAAGUUCAAGGUGAAGCUCCCAAUUACAACAAACUUAACCUUGCAUGAAUUUCACAAUGAAACUGUGGAUGCCAUAAUAAACUCUACGAAGGAAGAACAUUCUUCAUCAGGAGAUAAAGACUCUGAUUUUGACACACUGACUAUUUGCAUAGAUUUGGUCAAUUUUGUAACAUGUUAUGAUUGGUUGAAUGGUACAUUCCUGAAUCAGACACAAAAUCGGGUCAAAAAGGUUGGCCUUCAGUCUACGGAAAUAAUGGGGUUGGUCACUAUAAUAUGUUUGACACUCUCAAUCAUAUCCAUGUUGAUUCGUCUCAUCUUCCAAACAUUUAUCAGCAUCUAUCACUCAUUCGCUGGUAAAAUCCAGUUUUGUUUUGUAUCCUCAUUGUGUGUUUCCCAUAUUUUGUAUCUGAUUGGCCCUUUGGUGAUGGAUGUACCAAGCCUUUGUAAAGCUAUUGGGAUCCUGAUUCACUACUUCUUCUUGGUAUCUUUCACAUGGAUGGCAAUUAUUGCCCUAGACAUGUAUUUGACAUUUAGGUCAACUCUUCGUAACUCUAAAGGAUGGAAAAGAAUUCUUCUCUAUGUGUUUAUAGCAAUGUUCCUACCAGUAAUCAUAAUAUCUGUGGCAGUUACAUUGGAUCAUGGCACAAGGUUCAAGCCUUUUUAUGGUAAUUCAGUGUCUGACUCAGCAGACUCAGAGUUUGGUACAGUAAAACCAGUACCAAGUACGCCAAACUUAGAGUCACGUGCAUCAAACAUGGAUGCAAAUGUCCAAACAUGUCAAAUGAGCAAUCCAUAUGCUACAUUACUGUUCUUUGCCUGCCCAUUAGGAGUUAUGAUUGUGUUCAACACAAUUAUGUACAUAUUAACUGUAUUCUCACUAAAGUCAACAUGGAAACAAACAAAAAUGGUCUCCAAUGGAAACAAUUUCCAUUUAGAUGUCUAUAUCAAGCUCUUUAUCAUUAUGGGUUUUACAUGGAUCUUUGGAUUCAUUGCGCCUUUUGUGCAUAAUGAGGCCAUUAUUUAUGUGUUCAUUGUGUUAAAUGCGAGCCAGGGUGUUUUCAUUUUUAUCACCAGUGUAUGUACCAAGGCUGUGUUAUAUGAGAUUAAAAGUAAGUGUUUGACAUUUAAGAAGAGCGGUCAGCGUACAUUGAAUUACAGUGUGAGAACAAAUGUAGUGAAUGGAAAAACAAAGUAUGUGUUGAAUGGGAUAAGAAGUAAGUACAUGACAGGUAUGAAGGGCAGUCUGGGUACAAAUGUGAACUUCAGUUUAAGAACAAAUGUGGUGAAUGGAAGAACAACAAAACUACAAGAAGAUCACGACGUCAACAGUACAAGUUUAUAAGAUUGAUUCAUGUGUUGAAUGAGAUCAUUGAAAAAUGGCGGCAAAUUUUCAAACAUAAGUUGAACCAUAUAUAUAGACAUUAUGUGUAUUAUGUGUUAUUAUUAAAUAUAAAUGAUACUUGGUCACAGAAUUUGAGUUAUUGCCUAUAUAUUCUCUAUAUCUCGCCGAACUUCAUUCAAUGGGAUGAUAAAACCAACACACAACACGUAACAUACCUCCCCUUCUUUGAUAUGUACAUCCCGAUGUUUGUUGUUCUCUACUACUUUGAGGCACAUAUCUCCUUUUAACAUGUAGAACAACU